AUGGAAACGUAUCACGGUCUCGUCCGCACUCCCGCAGACGCCAUCAUUCUAUUCGAAGCCUGCCGAUUAGGACUCCUUCCUCGCGUACAACGUCGCCUGUCCGAAAAAGAACGACAAGCGAUCAAGUCAGGCUCGGUAUUUGUGUGGGAUGAACGGGAAGCAGGAAUGCGCCGAUGGACCGACGGCAAAUCGUGGAGCGCCAGCCGCGUUUCGGGCAGCUUCUUGACGUAUCGCGAGAUGGAGGGUAAACGUGGAGGCGGCGUCUCGACCUCUCGGAGUGAAAAGACCCCCGACAGUCGAGGAAACAGCGACGAUGACAGGGAUGGUUCAGAAGAUGGCCCCGAUGGAUACCGUUACAAGCCAGAUGGUCUCAUGAAACAAUCCUUUAGCAUUACCACCUCUGCAGGACAACAUCUCCACCUCAUCAGUUACUACGCUCGAUCGCAUCCAACAGCCCCCAAUUUCAACCAGCCUUCUACUGAUCCUGCUCUACGACAUAUUCGCCCACAAAAGGGUCUCUAUCCCGAGUCAACAGUCAACGAUCAACAGAAUCUGCCCGUUGUCACUCGAGGCCCGAUGCCAGGCACUAUGACAUUGUCUCCCCACAUGCACAUGGCUGGCUUUCCUCGAAAUGGUGCUACUCACCCACAGUCAUAUGCCCCUCUCUACAGCUGGCCUCCAACUCCUUCCGCAACUCCACCAGCCGCGACAGUUCCAUAUCACCCUGGACAAAACUACCUCCCACCUCUUGCGGGCCCUUCUCCUUACGGACAACCACAACAACUCCCACCACAUCCUCAAGCUGUCGCUGGUCCUCCUCAUCCUGCUCCUCACCACCAACUGCCUACACCUUCGGAGCGACCACUCCACCUCGACACAACACUUCCGCCACCUGUACCUUGUGGCACUGUUUCCGCACCUGGCUAUCCUGGUUACAGCCGAUCGCCACGCACUGGCCCUAUGUCUAUGGAGGCACAAAGGGUGCAUUCUCCAAGUUAUGCAGUCAAGCCGAACUUGCCUGGACAGACUGACCCUCGCAUGAUGUCUCCUCGGUCCCAACCACCGCCAGGAUCCAGCGCUGAACCCCGGGUGUCUCCAAGACAGCCUCUAACUCCCAAUCAAUCACAUUUGCCACCACCACAGGGACACGAAGCCCCAGCAACAGGAGCAGUGCCCAGCAUCGUGACAUUGAUAAAUGGACCUGCUACUUCACCUUAUUCGAAAUUAAACGGCAGUCCAAGUUCUCUACGAGCGGAAGGUCCCAAAGAUAUCCCUAGUGAUAAGAUCGGAUUCGGUGGAGAAGAUAUGCGCGCUCUACGACAGUUGGAUCGGGUGUUUACUGCCUAG
Talaromyces marneffei is the source of this 1347-nucleotide messenger RNA. RefSeq lists its product as uncharacterized. Gene Ontology annotation, molecular function: DNA binding. Bases 1 to 1347 code for a protein of 448 amino acids. The record is from RefSeq and is a predicted model, not a curated record. Lineage: Eukaryota; Fungi; Ascomycota; Eurotiomycetes; Eurotiales; Trichocomaceae. The transcript has a single exon.